UAUUGUAUUGCACGUGUUCCGCGGGGACCGUUACUGCGGUUGCACCAGACGUUAACGGAUGUUUCACAAGUGAGAAGUUGUUUUCGUCCUGUUUCUGUCAAGUGUGUGUUCAGUUGAGAGCAGUUUUAAAUAUGGAUAAGAUGGAUAUCGCAGCGGGACGCGACGAGAUAGACUGGGGAGGAAACAUGGCUGAAGAGCGGGGGAUUAAGAAAAACACAGUUUUAUUAAAAAAUGUCCACACGGAUCUUCCAAAUCCACUCCCACGCCAUGUGAAGUGCACUCUGGUUAAAGGAGACUAUCGCUACUUCCAUUAUGGCUGUGAUGGACAGGAUGACAGAGGGUGGGGAUGUGGCUACCGCACCAUUGAGACACUCGCUUCCUGGGUUUGUCAUAACUUGUCUCCACACAAGCACCAAAGUAGACCACCACCAAGUAUCCCAGAUAUCCAGCAAGCUUUGGUUGCAAUGGGGGACAAGCCAAACUCCUUCUCAGGCUCCAGAGAGUGGAUUGGGACAUUCGAGGCCUCCCUGGUCCUUGACUAUUUCUACGAUGUUCCCUGUAAAUUGGCUCACAUCAGAGGUGGAGGCGCCCAGUUGGAGCAUGAUGCAGUGGAAGAGCUCCAUCAACACUUUGAGAAGCAUGGCUCUCCAGUCAUGAUGGGAGGGGACAGGGACAAUUCCUCUAAGGGGAUUUUAGGGGUGUGCACCGGGAACAAGGGAAGUUACUUGCUUGUAGUUGACCCUCACUACUAUGGAUGUCAGCCGGAGAAAGCAGAGCUGCAACAGCGAGGAUGGGUGUCGUGGAAAAGAGUCUCAUCUCUGGAUCAGACUUCAUUUUAUAAUCUGUGUAUGCCUCAGACUGCCAGGACGGGAACAUAACUAAGUGGCAGACAUUGUGUCUGUCUUGGACUUAAAUGUGUAUUAUUAUUAUUAUACUGUGGCAUUAUUUUACUUUGGUGCACUGUAAGCUAUCCAGAUGUGUUGUCAGUACUGUCAGUCAUUCUGAAAAUGAGCUGCAGUGCCACUCUGUGGUGAAAUUAACAAUCUGUUGUUUCAUCAUCAGUUAUGUUUAUUUGCAUCACUUUCUAUUCUUUCUUAAGCGUAAAGAUGUGGAAAUCGAGCCAAAUAAUAAAACAAUUAUACACACA
Molecule: messenger RNA, 1147 nt
Organism: Solea solea (common sole)
Lineage: Eukaryota; Metazoa; Chordata; Actinopteri; Pleuronectiformes; Soleidae
Gene: ufsp1
Product: UFM1-specific peptidase 1 (non-functional)
Exons: 1
Coding region: 132-878 (248 amino acids)
Source: RefSeq, a predicted model, not a curated record